Messenger RNA from Haliotis rubra (blacklip abalone), 2493 nucleotides. RefSeq lists its product as uncharacterized. NCBI's taxonomy places the organism in Eukaryota, Metazoa, Mollusca, Gastropoda, Lepetellida, Haliotidae. The coding region runs from base 909 to 1583 and encodes 224 amino acids. The transcript is spliced from 3 exons. The record is from RefSeq and is a predicted model, not a curated record.
ACACACACACACAUUGACUGAUUAUUGACUGGUUUAUUGGCCAAAGAAUAUUAAAUUUUUACACCUUGCAGACAUACGUUUAUCUGUCUGUAGCUAUUUUCAGCUGGCACCACACACUAACCAUGUCGGACAAUCGUUUCAAGCACCGUCUCUCGUCUCACCGUCGAUGAUAUAUAAAAAUUCAAUGAGGAGGAAGUAUGUGAUCUGAUAAAGGUGGAGGCUCUUCAUAAUAGAACUUUAUUGGACACUUUUGUCCACUACUUUGAGUUUACGCGCAGUAGGUUACGAAAGCCAACAACCCAAUUGAUGCAUGUGGCUGACCUGUGUUAACGAAGCAGAACUCUUUUUGUUUGCUGUUCACUGACAAGUCGUUAAAGGUUUCAUUUUGUAACCAAAUGUAUAUAUUGCAUGUUCAUUAUGUGAUACAUUUAAACAGUGUUUAACGGACGGUCAACGAAUGGUAAAAUGUCAGUUCAGGACAGUGAACAUUGUCCAGUGUUAAACAUAAUAAAUGAUCAACAUAUCACCGUCAUUUGAAAAAUAACUUGCAUAACAACUUACAAGUCACAAUGUGUAUUCAUUCUUUAAAGCCGCAUGUGUGCUACUUUACAGAUUACGUUUUGUGUAAGCACCUGACAAGGAAUACAAUAAUAUCGAUUCACUUCUCCUUGUCUUUUAAGAGGAGUUGAAUUCUCACUGAACACUGUAUACUGUAUUUGAUGAGUUUCGAAUCAAUCAAUAUUCCCUUUGUUCUACACGUCUAACCCGGGGGGUAAACUAUUUAUUUUCGCAGAUGAUGAGCAAGUACGAGUCUGCGUUUGUGUUUAAGCUAAUGAGAUUACAAAAUCGGGCCGAAUAACUGGUUAUUUAUUGAACCUCUGUGACAGAAGAAGGACGUUCAGUACACUAUGGAGUGUUGUGUAAUCGCUCUCGUGCUGACUUAUCUUGCAAACCUAGUGUCUCCUUUAGUCAAGACAGGUUUUGGACAUAAGUGGGAAAAUUUCACAAAUAUCAAAAUAACAACUGACAUCCUAUCUGAAGUUUCCAAUAUUCAAAGCUCUGUUGAAUGUGUGUCGCUGUGUCUUAUGACCGAGGCGUGUGUGUCUGUGUUCUACAGACGACAACAUCGACGGUGUCAGCUCCAUGACGUGUUGUUCAUGUCGCCCCAGGAUGGACAAGAGGAGGCGGGAACGGUGUACUACAGUCUUAGUUCAGGUGCUUGUCCGCCCGGCUACAUCCACAACCGCCUCCUAAACUUUUGCUAUCAGCUUCAUCUUGACAAGAUCCCCUACAUCGAGAGUCUUGCUGACUGUAGAUCAAGAGGAGAACACUUUCUUGUCAUUGACACUCCGGACAAGCAGAGUCACUUUGUAAAGCAGGUCACAGCCUCUACAGAUAGCAAAACAUUUGGCUACUUCAUCGAUGGAUCAGAUGUGGCAACAGAAGGGCAGUGGGUAUACCAUGAUAGUCGACCAAUGACCUAUUUCGCUUGGGCUCCAGGUUACCCGAAAAAUAUCCCAGCAAACAAAGACUACAUUGUGGCAAGCAAGAACAUGCGUUUCGGUGGAGAGACAGUGGUGUGACAUACACAAAAUCCUAUGCUUGCGAGAAAGAUAUUUGAUGUAGUUGCUUGUUGGUAAAGAACAGAUCCAUAUCUUGAUGUAUUGCACCAUGACAAUUUCCGUAUACAGCACAUGCCGUUACCACAUUAGAUCGUCUAACCUACAUUCCACCCUAAUGUUCAGCUGCAUUGAUACAAUACCUGAUUGUGUAAUUAAUCAAUCAUAGAAUCAUACCAAUCAAACACGCCUAGUGUCAUUUCAUAAAUCAAUAUGGUCCUAGAUCAACGGACACACGUGGAGUCAUGAAAACAUCUGUAUACAAUUUCUAAUUGGUAAAUGGCACUCCCGAGUCAUCUUGUGAAGUUGCGGACGUGUGGAAACUGGGAAGGAUUGAGAGUGGGUUUGUGAGAUGUGUUUAAGGGGCUACUUGCUGAGGCAAAACACAAUAGAAUCAUGUAAUAGUCUGUUGGUAGUGAGAUUAGACUUUAAAGUGUUAUUUAAUGUUUAAUACAUACUACAUAAUGUUUUUCGUUCAAAGACAUAGGAGGUUGGGUAGCCUGGUGGUUAAAGCGUUUGCUCGUCACGCGGAAGACCCAGGUUCCAUUGCCCACAUGGGUAAAAUGUGUAAAGAUAAUUCCACUGGUCCCUCGCCAUGAUUCCUCUUUAAUAUAAAAGCGGCCUAAAACUAAACUUGAUCACUCUAAGAUAUCCAUGAAUGAGUCAUUCGAAAUCUCCAGUAAUUGUUGCGUUUCAAUAUUUUACAACCCUGAUUUCAUUGUAUUUUACUUGGUAAGAUGGUCACCACAGUCUACACUAUUGAGAACAUCCUUUCUUACCUGCAGCUUCUAGGAAGCCAGGUAUUGAUUUCAGCAGUCAGUUGUCCUCUAACAACACGCUGUGUCUAUCUUUUUAUCUUGAAAAGGCAUAUGAC